AUGUGGUCGGCGCUGCAACGGGCCAAGCAGGCGACGUGCGGCUUCGUCCGUCGCCACAAGAAGCUGCUGGUUGUCACUAGCGUCAGUGCGGUAUGUACAGGAGGAGUGUACUAUGCCUAUGUUCGCAUGCGGGGAGAAGCCGAGCGCUUUACCGAGAAGAUCCAGCAGCAAAUGGCCGAGCACCAGCGUCUUCAAAUGGCACUAAGCAGCACAGCGGACGAGAGCCGUGCGACGGUGCAGCGUUUCCUGCCACGACUCAAGACGCGAUUGUACCAACAGAUGGAUCUGGAGAAAGUUGUGCAAGAGCUCAAGUCGCUGGACAAGACGCAGAAGAUGGAGCGCAAUGCGCUCUGGGAGAAGGCCAAGCUGCUGGCGUUCACGCGGUACUUGACGACGCUCGUGGCUUAUGGAUUGUGGCAUUUACUGGUCUUUUCUCAAGUCGCUAUUGUGGGUAAGAGAGUGUUUGAGAAGAGCAAGAGGCUGCAAGUGGUGGAACUGUUCCGGGAAGAAGCAGAGGAGCAGGCACACCAUGUCUUCCUGUCGUCUGGACUCGAGCAUUUUUUAGACAAAGCGCUGGGCAAGAUCAGAACUCAUGUAGAGACAGUGGUGAAGAACAAUACAGAUUUACGGGCGUGGCAAGUUAGUCGAAAGGUAGCGGUGCAGGCGGAAGAACUCAAUCAACUACUGCAAGCGCUGUUCCUGGCGGUACUGCCAUCACCGGCUGCCGUAGAAGCAGCGGCUACGCACGAGGAGUUGCCAGAAUUGAGCAUGUGGAGGGAGUUUUUGACCUACCCGGAAAAGCAAAAAGGUCAGGAUGAGCAUGUGAUUAGCCUCCUCAACGACUUCUGGGAUCUGCUGGAGAGUGAUCUAUUUAUGCCUGCAUUACAGAAUAGCCUGGGAUUUCUAUGUGGAAACGCUUUUCAGGACCUUGACGAUGUCGUCUAUGGGUCAAGCAACGCGGUUAACCGACCCGUUGAGGACAAUGCUGCUGACGUCUUGAUAAAGAAACCAGCACCGCCUCUUGCGAAGCUCAUUCCGUGCCUACAAGCAGAAACGAACAAGCUAGUGCUGUCUUCAGGACCUGAUAGUUACGCUGCGAGAUAUUCGCAGGGUGUGGAAGAGAUCGAGGCAUUCCGGAGCUUCUACGAGGCCAUUUUUUUCGAACAGAGUGCUCAAGACUCGUGUAUGGGACCAGCUCUUAUCUAG
Peronospora matthiolae is the source of this 1206-nucleotide messenger RNA. The record is from the annotation of a GenBank genome assembly. NCBI's taxonomy places the organism in Eukaryota, Oomycota, Peronosporomycetes, Peronosporales, Peronosporaceae.